CCUCAAUCCAGAUCAACAGCAAGAACUGGGCCGCGCGCAUUGCCUUCCCAUGGAUGGUGCGGAUCAGCCGGCGUCUCACGAGUCAAGGGCUUCGCCGGCUUCGCCUCAAAACCAGGAAGACCUGGAGCAGCUUGUCGAACUCCAGGCGCUCUGCAAAUCGCAGGCCGCCCGGAUUGUGGAGCUCGAGAACCUUUGCACGCAACAGGAGGCUCGUAUUCGUGAACUGGAACAGGCCGAACGCAUUCGAAAGCUGACUGCACCGAAUGGUGCAGAGAUGGUCAGCCAGCUGUUGGUGAGCCCACGAACCAGCCUCGGGAGCACGACGACUGGUGCCCCUUUUGCCAGUCCAAGGCAGUCAGGUCCUUCUGAAGCUUUCCAGCGUGCCAAGGAUCUUGCAGAAUUGUGGGGGCAAAGGUGUUCCCCACAACUUGCAGGAGUACUUCCAUCUCCAAGGCCAUCUCCCAGGAGCUAUUUGCGGAAGGAGGUCAAAACUAUCGUGCAAAGGCCCACUGGAAUGCCAGAGAUGUCCCGCAGCUUGCUGCUGCCCAGCCCCUCUAUAUCUGAGUCAAGGCCAAUGAUGUCACCGGCUCCUGUAUAUCCACUUGUUUCAUCCACACCAGGUUCUUUGCUGGCUCCUGGUCGAGCGGAAAAAGCGCCAGGGACUGUGACGAUCUUCCAAGCCUCGCCAAGGCUUGUGCCGACAUCGCCUGUGACCAUGAGUCCACGGCCGGUUCAAACUUGGCCAGAGGCCAAAGCGUUUCUUUGGAGCACCGUUUGAACCUCGCUCCGCUGCGUGGUUUUUCAUUUGACUCUAGUGAGCACUGUUGAGGUCACGCCAUGCUCAGAGCGAAAGCUGGAGAUUGACAAGGCGAGUUUGCAGGACAAUGCAAAGACAAGUCCAUGCAGUGCUCCGCAACCACAAGAGCGCGUUCGACCGAUGAAAGCGCAGAACAUGAGUGCAAAAAGUUAUUUACACCCUGCGGGUUGUUCCGCCGGCCUUUUCAGCCAAUGGUCCCAAGAUGCGGAUUACCUUUUGCGUCAAGAGGAAAGACUGCAACAGAGCAGAAAAAGUAACAGCAUCAUCCAGAACACAGCCGGAGCAACAGAGGAGCCUACAUGAAAUGACGUGCAUUAUGAUACAAUAAGAGAACAGGGAGAUGAAAUUGGAGGAUGCAAAGUAUAGCCUGCCAAGCAAGAAGACAAAUUAUA
Messenger RNA from Durusdinium trenchii, 1209 nucleotides. The record is from the annotation of a GenBank genome assembly. NCBI's taxonomy places the organism in Eukaryota, Dinophyceae, Suessiales, Symbiodiniaceae.